CUCUUCCCUUCUCUCUAUCUCUCUCUCUCUCUUCCCCUGCGCCCAACUGACCUGCCGCUCCCUCCCCUUCUUCUCCAUCCUUUCCUUCUUCCCCUUUCUGGGGCGGCCAUUGCAACCCCCCCGGCAUCUCCUUCCUUCAGCUUCAGCUACUGCCGCUAUCCUUCGGUUCCUACCCUUCCGUUGCCGCCAGCUGCUUUGCUGCUCCUUCCUCGGCUCCCUCACGCUGCUCCACCACCUCUCCGACCCUUUGCGUUUGCUGCUGCAGCCGGCAUCUCGCAGCCGUGGUGAGCCCCCGACACGACGUGCCUCCCCGUGUGCGGCCAAGACCCAGCCGAGCAAGCUCUCGGUGCUCCUGCGCCAUUUUGUGGCAGCCACGAGUUUGACAGCCCACAACGAGCUCUGUUCGCGGGCAACCGAAGACCCACGCGUGGAUCGUUCCAACGUUAGCUCGAAAGAGUGACUAUCUCGUUGUACAUACGGAUCGCAGCUACUGGCAGCUUGUAGCUCGUGCAGCCGGAGGCAGUACUACUUGCAAUAAGUGCGAGGCUCUGCUUUGCCCUUUCUCUGCAAUGACGAGCAUCUCCAAGAGUCUGAAGUCAGUAUGGAGCAAGAAACACAGCUUGCGCGAGGCUUUCGAGCAAGUUCUGCUGUUUGGGCUCCAGUGGGAGGACUUGGAGGAGCAUUUCGACUUCAUCGCAAAGUCCAUGGAUGAAAAGUUCGAGAGUCUCAAAGCUCGGGAGAGAUUGGCCAACGAGAGGCUUAGAGCUCUCGAGUCGAAGGAGAAGGAAGUUGCUGCUAUGAUGCAGAAGAAAGUGGAGGACAGCGACGUGGCUAUUCUCAUGAAGCAGCGAAAGCUGGAUUUGCUGCAGAGGGGGAUUGAUGAACGUGCGACUGAGCUCAAAAAGGAGGAGGAUGAGUUGCUUUCGAUGAGGGUUUCCGUCGAGGAAUACUAUGGGAUGUUCCAGAUGAAACAGCAGGAGUUGGAUGAACUGCAGAGGAUGAUCAAGGCGAGUACGGAAGAACUCAGGAUUAGGGAGGACAAAUUGAAUGUGGUGCGGAGUUCGUUAACAGAGUGUUCUGAGGGACUCAACGAGAAAACUAAGAGCUUGCAAUCCGUUCAGGACGCGCUCAGGGAUUGUUCUUCCGAGCUUGACCUGAAGAGAGAAGAACUGCAGUUGGUCCAGUGUGAUAUCGGUAAGUUUUCAAGGCAACUUGACUCCAAAAGUGAGAUUUUGAGAGCAUGCGAUGAGGCAGUCGAGAUGAAGAACCAGGAACUGCUUUCCCUGCAGAAUUCGACUGAAGAACGUGCAAGGGAGGUCGAGAAAAAGGAGAGGCACCUCAUUUCGAUUGGCAGGAUGAUUGAUGAAUGCGAUAAAGAGCUCAAGUCAAAGGAGAGGGAUCACGAUGCCAUCAUGAUGUCUAUUAAGUCAUCCUCGGCCGAACUCGAUGCAAAGAAGAGCAAAUUGGUAGCACUCGAAAAGUCUCUGAAAGAUCUCUCAGCAGAACUGAGAUCAAGGGAGCGCAAAGUCAAUUCUCUAAAGAUGCAAUCAAAAUGCUGCACUGAAGAAAUUGAUUCGAGGAAAGAAGAGCUCGGUUCACUCCAACGGACCAUUAAAAAAGUCGGAGGUGAUCUCGAGCUGAAAAGGAGAGAGUAUGCCGCAAUACAUACUUUGAUCAAGAACCACAGUGUUGAACUUGAAAUGAAGAAAAAACAGCUGAAAUCUUUGAAUACUUUAGUGGUUGAAUGGGGAGAAAAGGUUAAAUUCCGAGAGAAGCGGCACUCUUCAGUGCAAAAGUUAGUCACAGAAUGCUCGGAGGAACUCAUGUCAAAGCAGAUGCAACUCGACAUCGUGAAAAGAUCUAUAGAAGAAUGCUCUGAUUGGAGACGAGACGAAUCGGAUUCGAUAAGGGCAAGAAGGGAUGAAUGUGAUAAAGACAUAGAAGUAAAGAUGGAGCAGUGCCGCCUCCUCGAGGUGUCAAUAGUGAAACGAUCGGAGAUGCUAGCAGUGAGGGAGAAACAGUUGGAAGAUCAGCUUGGGGAAUUGAAGUCGCAACAGGAACUACUUCGACGAAUAGAGGUUGAACUGAGAGAGAGAUCUUACUCUGUCUGUUCUGAGGUAAAAAUAGACCAUCCGUCCGAUAAUUCCGCUCCCCUGAAGGAUGCAAUGGACUUGCAGUUGUUUCUCUGUGAGUUUCUGGGGAGGCACGAUCUCGCCCAACAGAAGGUUUUAGAUGUGAUUCAAUCGUCAUUCGACCCUGCAAAGCUAGUGUUAGAGGUAUUGCAACAAUUCGAAAUGCCGAGCCCAACAAACCGGGAAAGGAAAUUCAAUGUUAGCAUAACCAAGAGGAGCUGCUUGCUGCUGUUAAGGCACCUAAGUGAAGUUUCAGCACACAUUAUGCCACAGGUGACGAAAGCUGCCAUGAAUUUGGCCUUCCGAUGGAAGGCUCAACUGGGUCCGUCGACUAACAGUUCUUUCGAGGUGUUGGCUUUCUUAAAGCUUUUAGUGGUCUAUGAACUGGCCUCUGCCUUCUAUCCUGAAGAACUUGAAAAUCUCAUCGAUUCUUUAUCUGACCGCAAACAAGCAGAUGAACUACGGGAAGCCCUCGGUUUGUCAAGAGAGAUAACUGCCCAUCUCCCUCCUCCCGUCCCAAGGCUUCAUGUUCCACGACAAGGCAUGAAGAGACCGAACCUGCGUGGCCCGAAGAUUGACAACUACCUCCACGUCAAACCGCAACAUGUAAAUAAGCGUAGACGUUCGGUACAUGAGCGGCUUGGCCCUCAAUGCAGUGCAAAUUAGUCAUGCUUUCCGCAAAAUAAUAUAUUACACUAAUUAUAAAUAGUUUA
Messenger RNA from Punica granatum (pomegranate), 2845 nucleotides. The record is from RefSeq and is a predicted model, not a curated record. Lineage: Eukaryota; Viridiplantae; Streptophyta; Magnoliopsida; Myrtales; Lythraceae.